GUCCCUCCUGUCGCUGAAAUCCACAAAGACCUGGAUCUUCCGUUGAAGAAACAGAAACUGGCAGAGAUCCACAACGGCAUAAACUCAGUGCCAUACAACAUGCAGCACAUACAACAAAUCUACGCCAACCUGGAUCCCGUUUACAUCCAGUGUUUGCAAGAAUUCUCCACGGUCAACAGACAUAUAUCAGCUUUCAAACCGGUCGUACAAAGCAUAAAAGAGUCCAAGCUGAGGCAUGCAACUGCUCUGGGUAGAUAUCCUACCGACCCGCCAGUUUUGCAAAAUCCCGAGAGGGUCGUUCUGAUGUCGGACAGCGAAAGAUUCGAACGUAGUUAUCAACCGAAUGUAGCCUUGGCACCGCCAACUCCGAAAAAGUUCAGAUAUGGGAGGAGCGGGGAGUUUAAUUCCGUCAAAACUGAGACUGCUUCGCCAGAAAAAACGCCACAAGAGGCUAAUAACGUUGACUCUGUAAAGGAAAAUAAUGUCGAUAAAGAAUCUGUUAUCGAAUCAGUUGUUCAGAGUAGGCCGAAGUACAAUCCAGAAAUAGAACUGUCCACCGAUACUGAAGACAGCGCGUCCGAAACCUCUGAAAAGCAAAUGGAAUAUGGCAAAGUGGAAGAGGUUCUGAAAGGAGUUGAAAAUGGCAUCAAGGACAGAGUUCUAGAAUUCAUGAAGUUGCUGGCGAAGGAAAACGAUCGAUUGUUGCAAGAAUGUCGAAAUAAAGACAGUAAAAUCAGUGAUUUGGAACUGAGUAAUUCCGAAUUGUUGAAAGAAUUACAGAAACUCAAAGGUGCCGAAAGUGAAAAGAAAAAAAUUGUUCAGAAUGGAGAUUCUCUUUCCGAGUGUAAUGACGUUCACAGUUCUUCCAUAAUCACUUCUACAGAUAGUAUUGUUUCUUCGGAAACUAAAGUAAAUGACGCACAACAAAAAAGUGUUAUCGCUUCAGUUGGUGAGCAAAAGGAGGCGAUUUCGAAAACGGCACCCGAAUGAUCGGUAAUUGUAACCCGUCACGGUUUUUCUUAACGUGUUAUCAGACGCGGAACGAGCAAAAAUUACUAUUUCAAGUACUGAUAUUUAUUAUAAUUCUUUUACAAAAGACACAGGAGGUGCUGGAGGGGAAUAUAAUUUCGUGAAUUUUCCUUUUUUUUCAAGGAAAAAUACAUUUCUGACGUUUUGUUACAGAUGUAAUCGUUUUAGAAACUCAGUCAUAGAAAAAUAUCUUUAUAUUUCCAACUUUAAAACACGAAUAACGUAUAAAGACAUAUUGAUAGUUUUUUGGUGUAAAGUUUUUGUAACUCUUACAAAACUAAAUUGAUACGAUUCAGUUCGUUGUAAUUUUGAAAAGUGAUGAUAUUGGCCCAGAAACCAUCAGGGUCAUCAAGUGGAUAUUCCAUAAUUACCCACUGUGUUGGAAAUUAUUGAAAAAUGUUCCCUCCACCCAUAACUUGGAUAACGCAAUAACGUCUGACUGUUUUUGGGAGGGUAACUCGUGUACUGGACAUUUCUGGUUUUUCACUCCCCUAAAAUUGAAAUAACACCCGGGGAGGGGGAAGCUACAUAGUAUUUGGGGAACUUCAAAAAGUUUCGAUACAGGUGAUUUUUGACAUGUAAAUUUUACGACUAAACAUAAACCAAAUACCUUUCGAUUGUCGCCCUCUCUGCCCGUAGAUGAGAUACUAUCCAAUCACAUUUCCGAAUGGCCCAAAACUGUUCUCAAAAUAAAGUAUUACUUGAAUACAUUUUUAUGUUAUAGACCCAACAUCGAUGUUUUUUUGUCAUUAUAUUCAAGAGUAUGGACGUAUGGGUCUAGUUGUUUUUUGUGCCCUCGUAAUUGUCAUAUUGUGAUAAAACUUCAAAUCGUGAAUUUGGGAACCUCUGUUAUUUUGUAAAAGACGUCAAUUAAUCGACUUUUCCGAACUGAUGUAAAUUUUUGCUCUGUAAUACUGUAUUGUUGCUUCGGAUAUGUUUGUAAAUAUUGUAAAGAAACUCGAGAUUGUCGUACUAGAUUCGCAGAAUGAUCUAAAUUUUGUUUUGGAUUCGCUUUUGUACAUUAUGCGUUGUAGAAUUUGUAUGUUUUUCGGAAACAUAAUCGUUAGGUUUUUCUCAAAACUGUUCUUGUUAUGAUUGUUUUAAUUUAUGAUAUUAAAAACUGUUACUCAGUAAUAUUUUUAUGACUUAAUAGUACAAACCAAGGUGUGAAACACCUGAAAAUAUAUUCUUUAUGCAUACAGGAUGUUAUGUUGUUGAUGUGUUCAUUUCAAAAUGUAUUAUAUUCGGAAACGUUCGUAAUUUUCUAGGGGAACGAAUGAAUGGAUAUUUUAUUUUAUAAAGAAUAUAUUAACGAUUAAUGAAUAUAACAAUAUAAUAUUCUGUAAAUGGUUUAGCAAGACCUUUUUAAUUCUCAGAAGAUCAUGUAAAGAUUCUGAUUUGAAUGUGAUUUAUAAAUGAAUGAGUGAAUGAUUGAUGAAGCUCUGUUUAUAGUCACUUUUUAGAUUCAUCGUAGAUCUACCAAGAAAAUACCAGGCCCUAGUAAAUGACCGAUUCUGAAUAAUGGAUUAAUUUAUAAGAUUCCAGUUCCUUCAAAACCUUCCCAGAUUACUUUGCCAAUUUUUAUAUCAUUUAUUAAGUGUUUUCAUUAACACUGUGUACAUGCAAAGCACUGUUUGGGACCUUGUAUUAAUGAAUAUUACUACAUUAAAGUCAUAAUUUCGAGUUCAAACUCGUAAUUUCGAGUUCUGAGUCGUACUUUCGAGUUCAAAGUCGUAAUUUCGAAUUGUUGUGAGUUCAGAGACGUAAUUUUGAGUUCGGAGUCGUACUUUCGAGUUCAAAGUCGAAAUUUCGAGAUCAAAGUCGUAAUUUCGAGUUCAAAGUCAUAAUUUUGGGAUCAAAAUCGUAGUUUCGAAAUCAAAGUCGUGAUUUCGAGUUCUGAGUCAUACUUUCGAGUUCAAAGUCAUAAUUUCGAGUUCAAAGUCAUAAUUUCGGGAUCAAAAUCGUAAUUUCGAAAUUAAUUCGAAUUUUGAGUCGUACUUUCGGGUUCUAAGUCGAAAUUUCUAGAUCAAAUUCAAAAUUUGUUACUUCGAAAUCGAAAUAUUCGGUUCAAAAUCCUAUUUUCGAGUUUGAAGUCAUAAUUUCGGGAUCAAAGUCGUAAUUUCGAGAUCAAAAACGUUACUUCAAGUUCAAAAUCGUAAUUUCGAGUUCUGAGUCGUA
This is a messenger RNA of Leptinotarsa decemlineata (Colorado potato beetle), 3207 nucleotides long. It is a transcript of the gene Snoo, whose product is annotated as Sno oncogene. Gene Ontology annotation, biological process: negative regulation of BMP signaling pathway. The record is from RefSeq and is a predicted model, not a curated record. Gene Ontology annotation, molecular function: SMAD binding; RNA polymerase II cis-regulatory region sequence-specific DNA binding; DNA-binding transcription factor activity, RNA polymerase II-specific. Gene Ontology annotation, cellular component: cytoplasm; transcription regulator complex; nucleus. NCBI's taxonomy places the organism in Eukaryota, Metazoa, Arthropoda, Insecta, Coleoptera, Chrysomelidae.